UGAAAGUAAGUUGGAAAAAUGGAGUUUCGACCAAACAAACGCAUUAAACUAAGUAGCCAAAAGGGUCCAAGUCCCCUUGAUCUCGCAAGAACGUACUGCCAGAAUUACGUUGAUCCACCAGGUUUUGAAGUAAAAACCGUCAAUGAUGUCAUAGGCGAAGGAGUCUUUGCCACUAAGCCUUUUAAAAAAGGAGACUUUCUUCUCGAAUACAAGGGGGAUCUGAUAACACGAGUAAAACAUGCACGGCAAUUAGAAAAGGAGUAUGAAAAGGAGGGUCAAGGCAGCUUCAUGUACUUUUUUAAAUACAGAGACAAAUCUUGCUGUAUUGACGCUACCAACGAUAUAUUUCAUGAGGGUCGAAUGAUAAAUGAUGCCGAAAAUGGAGACGCAAAACAAAAUUGUGUAAUGAAAAUAGUUGAAGUCAACCAAACUCCCCAUCUAUGCACUUUCGCCGACAGAGACAUUGCAAUUGGCGAGGAACUCCGAUAUGAUUAUGGAGUACCAACACUUCCAUGGAGAAAGAAAUGCACGAAGCAAAAAAUGGGCAACCCAAUGACUACUAGAUCUACGGACAGCCAGGAACCAGGACAAACAACAUCCAUACACAGGGAAGAAGUCAAUGAGACGAAAUGCACGGAACAAAAAAAGGGCAACACAAUGACUACUAGACCUACGGACAGCCAGGAACCAGGACAAACAACAUCCGUACACACGGAAGAAGUCAAUGAGACGAAAUGCACGGAACAAAAAAAGGGCAACACAAUGACUACUAGAUCUACGGACAGCCAGGAACCAGGACAAACAACAUCCGUACACACGGAAGAAGUCGAUGAGACGAGUACCGAAACUAAAGCACAUAGCGACACUGCACAAGAGCACAAUUCACAAGAUGCAGCAGAAAAUAUGCUGAACAGUGAAUCAUCGGAUAUCGAUGAUAGUGACAAUGACAAAGAUUAUAUUCCGGAAGAAGGCGAUGCAUCGUCAGAUGAGUCGGUAGCUGUUGACAUAAUACCAAACAUUCAAAGAUUUCUAAAGACGACAGCGUCAACACUACCUCCUGUUGAAUCCGUGCAAUCUCGGGAACGGGACGAUUCAUCUGCAGAGGCACACAAAAACAAAAUCACCAUCGCUCAAACAAAUAACAGUGAAUACAGACAUUACGAUAAGAAAUUUUAUUGCAUGUUUUGCGAAAAGGCUCAAACAAAACUAAAAAAACAUUUGCUUUCGCAGCAUAAAGAUGAACAAGAUGUGAAAGAUCUAUUAAAUACGGAAAAUUCAGCAGAAAAUAAAAAAAUGUAUGAAAAAAUAAGGAACGUUGGGAAUCAUCUCCAUAAUGUUAAAGUAUUGCGAGAUGGCCAAGGACAGCUGUUUGUGUCAUACAGACAACGUCACAAUCAACGCGUAGCUGCAGACGAGUAUGGACCUUGUCCUUACUGUUACGGGUAUUACCCGAAGAAAAUCCUGUGGAGGCACAAUAAAAAAUGUAAGUUUGCAAAUGCAGCGGGAUCAAGAAAACGACUCGCUUUAGAGAGCAGCCUGCUAUUACCAAAAUCAAAAGAAGGAAGCACUAUUUUAAGACGUGUAAUCGAGUCCAUGAGAAACGACGAAAUAAGUCGCAUAGUAAAAAGUGAUAAUACAAUCCUUGCAUUCGGUGAAAAACUCUGUACAAAAAGGGGCCAUGAUGAAGAGCAACACAAUUAUAUUAGACAGAAGUUAAGAGAAGUUGGUAGAUUGCUGAAAGACAUGCGAUCUUGUUCAGGCAAUGUUGAAAAGUCUUUGGAGAAUUUCAUGUAUCCAGAUGCUUUCAAAUUUAUUACACAAUCUUGCAAAAACGUUGCAGGCUUCGACGGAAACACCAAUACUUAUGCUACACCAUCAUUAGCCUUAAAGAUUGGCACAACGCUUCAGAAAUGUCUAAAAAUUCUAAUUUCGAAAGGAAUCGAAACAAACAAUCGGGAUCUGCAAACAAGGGCUGAGGAGCUUUCCAAACUAUUUGAAAUUAAUUGGACGGAUGACGUGUCUUCCAAUGCCUUAAGAACACUUCAUGAGGCUAAGCAGAACAGUCAGAAAGGACUGUUGCCAUUGGCAAAUGAUGUCAAAGUAAUGUCUGAAUACUUACGACAUGAAGCAGAAACACAUGCAAAUACCUUACAAGGAUCAGCAAGUGAUUGCGAGAAAAGGCAAGCAUGGCAUAAGUUGUCUGAAAUCUGCUUGUGCCAAACUAUUCUGUUUAAUCGAAGACGAUCAGGCGAGGUGUCAAAAAUGACAGUCGAAGAAUAUUCAAAAAACAAAUUGACAAAUGACGAUGGAGAAUUAGAUGGAUGUUUAACAAAACUGGAAAAAGACCUGUGUCGUUAUUUUUACCGUACAGAGAUUAUUGCAAAACGAGGUCGAAUAGCUGCAGUACUUUUUCCAAGACAGGUGAAAGAAAAUAUCGACCUCCUCAUACGCAGCAGAAAUUCUCUAACAAACUGUUUCAAUAGUAAAUAUCUUUUCCCAACAAAAUCUGCAUCAUCGCAUAUUCGUGGGACAGAUGUAUUACGUUCAAUUGCAAUUGACUGUGGAGCUGAACAUCCGGAAAGGCUUCGUUCUACAAAGUUAAGGAAACAUAUUGCCACAAUGACUCAGCUUUUUAACUUGUCUGAAAAUGAAUUAGACAUUCUAGCUAAAUUUCUUGGUCACGACAUUCGGGUACAUAGAGAAUUCUACAGAUUACCAGAUGGAACCAUGCAGGUUGCCAAAGUCAGCAAGCUGCUCAUGAUGAUGGAAAGUGGACAAAUUACCAGAAAUUCUGUCAAUUCGCUAGACGAUAUUGAUGUUGACGACGAAUGUAUUGAAGAUGAACAAUAUUCUUCUGAAUCAUCCGAAAAUGAAAAUAGUGAGGACCUUGAAACUCUGCUUCCCAGCACCAGUCAACCAAAAAUAACAGACAAAGAAAAGGGUACUUCAAAUACCAGGAGAACAAAACAAGCAGCCAAAAAGCAAUGGAGUGAAAACGAAAAAGGAGCUGUUCACAGACACUUAGAUCGUUUUUUGAUAAUGGGUAAAUUACCAGGGAAAAAAGAAAUACUUGCAUGUAUUGAAAGUGAGAAUGACCUUCACAACAGAAGUUGGAAAAAUGUCAAAGACUUUUGCAGAAAUUUAAUUGAAACAAAAAAGCGACGGGGACUUUUAACUUAAAAAAAUACUACACAUAUAAUGCACGUUUAGGAGAAUACGUUAAAGGAUGAAGUUGUCACAUGUGUUUUGUGUGUUUUCUUGUUCUAUAUACUCUUUUCGAAAACGAUAUAUGUGUGCUUAUUGUAUUUAAAUGUUUUAUUAAUACGGUUCAGUCAAAAACGAUAUUUGUUCAUAAUCAUAUCGCCGAACAAAUUAGGAUUGGUAUAUAGUUCGGCCAUAGAGUGUUUCUUUGUACUUUCUAUUACGAGUUUCUACGAGUUUCUCACUAUACAAGUUAUUUUUUACCCCAAACUUGGUCAAUAUGAAUGAAUAUAGCAAACAUGAUAACAAAUCAAUCUAGAAGGCUAAACGUUCAGAGAAGGCACAAAAAUUUAGUCGGAUAACUGGAAACAAACAUUUUGUUCAAGCAUAACAAACAAACACUUUUAGAUGUAAUAAGAUAAAUGUAAAUAACAUAAAAAACUACUGCUAAACUACUGCUUCAAUGUGAAGAAUACAAAUGAAUAUUUUGUCAAUUUUACAAAAUUUGUUUUGAAUGACAGGUGCCUGACUUGCAGCUGAGUACUUAAUAGUUAUUUUAAAGUAAAAAUUUACCAAUAUGUAAAUUAUUGCGUAAAUAUCGCACUAGAAUUGAUAAAAUAGUUGUUAAAUAUUACAACAAUUUCCUACACAUACUUUUGUGCAUUUGUUUUGCGUGUAGAUAUUCACAUUAACUAUCAAUUCACAUACCCAUUUCCCAGGCUAAGAUAUUGUUAAAACAAUGUAUCGCGUUUGCGACUGACCUCUUUUAUGCAUUCUAACACAAGCUAUUUACUUGUUUUUUCGAAUACUCUGCAUAUACACACACUUGAACAAGCUGUAGAUAACCUAGAACAAAACAUAUUUGAAACAUAUAUUUAUAUGUGAUAUGUAAAUGCAUGCACAAAGCUAAUAAUUAAUCAUGUUUAUACACUUUGCGAUAUUAUGCUAUAAUGUCGGUUGUUUUAAGUGAUUAAUCAUUAUGUUAACCAUGUUAUCUGCCAUCUGGAAUGUAAUUAAGUGUUUUGACAUGUAUGCGAAAUUGAUCUUGUUCGAUUUGGUGCGGUAUAUUCAGAAUUGAGUCACACUGUUAUAAUUUUCCUGUUGGUACAUAUUAUUUUUAAGUUGGCACCAACAAGGGUCUAACAAUUGAUCCACAUGUGCACUCCCCAGUAAGAAUAUAUACUAUAAUGUAAGUGAUUUAAAAUAAUAUGUAACUACGUGUUUGAUAAGUGUUUGCUUUGGUACAUAUUUAAUUAUUAGUGUUUUUAUAUAAUGAUAAUGCUGUCAAAGUCAGCGGUGCUUAUACGUGUAUAACAACAUUAAUUAUAACUUUUAUAUGGUUUUCUAAUAAUAAUACAUGGUUGACACAUCGGCAUAAAUUUUCAGUGCUUAAAAUACACUCUUUCUAUUAUAUUUUAUGCAAAAAUUAGCUACAUAAGUUGGUUUACAUAAAGGUAGUUUGAACAAAAUACGUGAAUUCAAAUCUUGAAAAAAGGUGUUUGGUUUGCAAGGGAAAACUAAGCGAUUGCCAGUGACUAUUUUCCUUAAAAUAUAAGCUGUUAUUUCGACAGGUAGAAUUAAAUGUAAGUUCAUUAUUAACGUUAACCCGUUUUUGGCAUUCUCUACUCAAACAAGUGCAUACAUACUGUAUUAUUUUAAUACAGCACAUGUGUAAUGGUAUCACAGUUGUAGAAUUGGAAUUCAUAUAUUAUAACAAUAAAUACUGAUCAUUAUUCAGAUUGACCUACCGCCGUAGACUAAGUCACUGGCGUAUCAAAAUGCAUUGUUAUCAAGUCGUUUUGCUAGUUUACUAAACUAUUUUGUUUCUCAGGCCUCGCCACAUUCGUUGUGAAAAGUUCAUGAUUGUUUAAAGUUACAGAUUUUAUUAUUUUUGAAAAUGCAAUUAGUGUAUUUAAGACAAUUUAAGUGAAGUGGAAGUUGCCAUGCGUGUGAAUGAAUUUUCUGAUGUUUACCUGUUUCAGGGGAUUAAAUGCAUGAGUUAUUUUAUAAUGUCAGAGUAAGGACAAAGUAAAUUUACACUACUCAAUCUACAUGCAUAUGGACAGUUCUACUUUUAGGAUAAAAAACUUCAUAGUACGUGAAAAUCGUGAAUAUUUUUUUCUGAUGGACACAAGGAAUUAAACAAAUAAGCCGCCUCCCCCUCUCCUUCAUUCGGUUUAACAAAUAGCGUGGCCUGAAAAAAAAUAACAUUAUUUUUUUGUUUUAAGAACGAAUUGUAUUCAUUUGUUGUUUAAUUGCACCAUGAUUGUUAUGGUAUAAUGCAGCACUUGCAUGCUUGUAGUCGGCUUAUAGCUAAUAAAGUCAUAAAUGUAUUGUUUGAUUUGCGUUAUGUCUCUUAUGCUUAUUUUGAUGUGAAUAAUAUUUGAGUCAAUCAAAUGAGGCAUUUUUGUAGAACUUAUAUAAGGUCAUAUAAUAAACAUAUUUAAUUUAAA
This is a messenger RNA of Dreissena polymorpha, 5654 nucleotides long. RefSeq lists its product as uncharacterized. Bases 19 to 3180 code for a protein of 1053 amino acids. The transcript has 14 exons. Gene Ontology annotation, molecular function: protein binding. The record is from RefSeq and is a predicted model, not a curated record. Lineage: Eukaryota; Metazoa; Mollusca; Bivalvia; Myida; Dreissenidae.